Malurus melanocephalus (red-backed fairy wren) is the source of this 1020-nucleotide messenger RNA. It is a transcript of the gene REEP6, whose product is annotated as receptor accessory protein 6. The record is from RefSeq and is a predicted model, not a curated record. The coding region runs from base 125 to 691 and encodes 188 amino acids. Lineage: Eukaryota; Metazoa; Chordata; Aves; Passeriformes; Maluridae. The transcript is spliced from 5 exons.
GCACCGGCCACGCCCCGCCGGCCACGCCCCCGCCGGCCGCGCUCUCCGGGGCCAGGGGUCGGUCCGGGGCCGUUCCGGGGCCACCGACACCGCCUCCAUCAUCUUCAGCRUCGCCACCGCCGUCAUGAGCUCCGUGCAGCAGCGCCUGCAGAAGUUCCUCCACCGGCCCGGCCCGCUCGGCGAYCUGCUGGGCCGGCUGGAAGCCCGUACCGGCGUCCAACGGCUCUACCUGGCUACAGGUGCCGUGGCUUUCCUGGGGCUGUACCUCAUGUUCGGCUAUGGCGCUUCACUGAUCUGCAACAUGAUCGGCUUCGUCUACCCCGCCUAUGUGUCCAUCAAAGCCAUCGAGAGCAACUCCAAGGAGGAUGACACCAUGUGGCUCACGUACUGGGUGGUCUACGGCGUCUUCAGCAUCGCCGAGUUCUUCUCCGACCUUUUCCUCUACUGGUUCCCCUUCUACUACGCUGGGAAGUGCCUGUUCCUGGUGUGGUGCAUGGUCCCCGUGCCCUGGAACGGCUCCCAGGUCAUCUACCACAACGUCAUCCGGCCCUGCUUCCUCAAGCACCACGCCACCGUGGACACCAUGAUGGGUCAGCUCGGCACCAAGGCGCUGGACGCGGCCUCCACUGUCACCCGAGAAGGCGCCAGAGCAUCCCUGAACCUGGCAGAGUUCGUGGAGAAGACGAAGUAAGAGGAGCAUCAGCACCCCCGGUACCGGCACUGCAGCCCCGUUACUGGGACCGGCACCGGUACCGGCACCGGCGGCCGCAGUACCGGCACCACGCUCCCGGCACCGGCGCUGUACUCCCAGUACUGAUACCGGCAUCCCCCGUUGUGGCACCGAAUUCCCCCACGCAGAUACCGGUACCGGCACCACGCUCCCAGUACCGGCAUCAUGGCCCUGUUCCCGGUACCGGCGAUCUCCGGGAUCCCGARUUCCUCCCGCCCACGUCUGUUGUUCCCCCAAUCUCUCAAUAAACUCCGGUGCCCACGGAGCGCCGCUCCCGCGUGUUCCGUGAC